GUGACAACCUGAGCGACGCGACGCGUGUUUCCCUCUGUCACACGUUACUCAGGCGCGAUCGUGUCACGGCACUAGGCGUUCUGCUUUCUUGCUUGUACGCGUUCAGAAUCGAAGAUGGCCGAACCACAAGCUAUGUACGCUACGGACGAGUAUGGACGUCCCUUCAUCAUUUUGCGCGAGCAAGCAAAGAAGACUCGCACUCACGGUGUACAGGCAAUCAAGUCACACAUUCUGGCUGCACGGACCGUAGCGAACGUCAUCCGCACAUCUCUCGGUCCAAGAGGGCUCGACAAGAUCCUCAUCUCACCGGAUGGCGAUAUCACUGUGACGAACGAUGGUGCUACUAUUCUCACCCAGAUGGAGGUCGAGCACCAAAUUGCGAAGCUGCUGGUGCAAUUAUCGAGGAGUCAGGACGAUGAAAUCGGUGAUGGUACUACUGGUGUCGUCGUCCUCGCUGGUGCGCUACUGGAACAGAGCGAAGCAUUGCUCGACCGCGGUAUCCACCCGAUCCGGAUAGCAGAUGGCUUCGACCGCGCAUGUGUCGUUGCAGUCGAACACCUCGAGAAGAUCUCUGACAAAGUGGAGUUCACUCUCUCCGACACCUCGAACCUCGUCAAAACGGCAAAGACCAGUCUUGGCAGCAAAAUUGUCUCAAAAGAGCAUGACAAGUUCGCUGAGAUCGCUGUGGAUGCUGUCCUGGCGGUAGCGGACUUCGAGCGGAAAGACGUUCCGUUUGACAUGAUCAAGGUCGAUGGAAAGGUCGGCGGGUCGCUCGCCGACACGACGCUCAUCAAGGGUGUGCUCGUAGACAAGGACUUCUCACAUUCCCAGAUGCCCCAUUCAGUAAGGGAUGCGAAGAUUGCUAUUCUCACCUGUCCGUUCGAGCCUCCGCGUCCGAAGACGAAACACAAGCUUGAUAUCACUAGCGUGGAGGAGUACAAGCUCCUACGGGAGUAUGAGCAUGACAAGUUCCAUGACAUGAUCAAGCGUGUGAAGGACACUGGCGCGAACCUGGUCAUCUGCCAGUGGGGAUUCGACGACGAGGCGAACCACUUGCUCAUGCAGAACGAUCUGCCUGCAGUACGAUGGGUCGGCGGUCCUGAGAUCGAGCUCAUCGCUAUCGCUACACAAGGUCGCAUCGUGCCGCGCUUUGAGGACCUUACGGCAGAGAAGCUCGGCAAGGCAGGCAUCGUCCGCGAAGUAUCGUUCGGCACCACAAGGGACAAAAUGUUGGUGAUUGAAGAGUGUGCCAACGCCCGCACAGUCACCGUCUUCGUCCGGGGCAGCAACAAGAUGAUCGUGGACGAGGCGAAGCGCGCCCUGCACGACGCGCUCUGCGCGGUCCGGAACCUCGUCGUUGACAAUCGCGUCGUGUACGGUGGAGGUGCGGCGGACAUCAGCUGCGCGCUCGCGGUCGCGAAAGCUGCGGAUGAGACUCCGUCCAUCGAGCAGUAUGCGAUGCGGGCGUUUGCGUCCGCGCUCGAUGCUGUGCCCCUUGCGCUCGCAGAGAACAGCGGUCUGCCGCCGAUCGAGACGCUCGCGGAGGUGAAGAGCCGGCAGGUGAAAGAGGGCAACUCUGUCCUUGGUAUCGACUGCAUGGGUCGGGGAGACAAUGAUAUGAAGAAGCAGUUUGUCUACGACCCGCUCAUCUCGAAGCGUCAGCAAUAUCUUUUGGCGACACAGUUGGUGCGGGCUGUACUCAAAAUAGACGACGUCAUCGUCGCUGGACAAGCCGAGGAGUAGAUCAAGCAAUAAUCUGUAUCAUUAAACCCAUUGCGC
This is a messenger RNA of Rhodofomes roseus, 1779 nucleotides long. Its product is annotated as chaperonin Cpn60/TCP-1 family. The transcript has 12 exons. The record is from RefSeq and is a predicted model, not a curated record. Gene Ontology annotation, molecular function: ATP-dependent protein folding chaperone; ATP binding; ATP hydrolysis activity. The coding region runs from base 115 to 1743 and encodes 542 amino acids. Gene Ontology annotation, biological process: protein folding. Lineage: Eukaryota; Fungi; Basidiomycota; Agaricomycetes; Polyporales; Fomitopsidaceae. Gene Ontology annotation, cellular component: chaperonin-containing T-complex.